AUGGUGUUUUGGGAAGGGUAUGUGAGUGAUGAGGCAAUGGGGACCUUUGCCCCAAUUUUGGUUUACUGGUUGUAUGCGGGGUUAUACCAGUUGUUGCCGCCUUUGGACAAUUAUCGCUUGCAUACACGAAGAGAAGAAGAUGAUAAGAACUCGGUUCCGCUCCCCUCCGUUGUUAAAGGUGUUUUGCUUCAACAGCUUGUCCAGGCCACCGUUGCUCAGGGCCUCUUCAUGUUGACCUCAAAGGCAAAUAUCUCGGGGAUCACAGUUCAGCCCUCGAUACCCAUCCAGAUUGUGCAGAUUGUUAUCGCAAUGCUAGUCAUGGACACGUGGCAGUACUUUGUGCACCGCUACAUGCAUCAGAACAAGUUUUUGUACCGCCAUGUUCAUUCUCAGCACCACAGACUUGUUGUUCCAUAUGCCAUUGGAGCCCUUUAUAAUCACCCGCUUGAGGGUCUCUUGCUCGACACUUUCGGUGGGGCCAUCUCUUUUCUAGUCUCAGGGAUGACGGCACGGACGGCAGUUAUAUUCUUCUGUUUUGCAGUGAUUAAAACUGUUGAUGAUCACUGUGGACUUUGGUUGCCUGGUAAUAUCUUCCAUAUUUUAUUCCAGAACAAUACUGCUUAUCAUGACAUACAUCAUCAACUUCAAGGCUUGAAAUACAACUAUUCUCAGCCAUUCUUCCCUCUAUGGGAUAAACUUUUUGGGACCUACAUGCCUUAUAAUCUUGUGAAGAGACCUGAAGGGGGUUUUGAAGCAAGGGCAGUGAAGGCAAUGAAAGACUAG
Molecule: messenger RNA, 783 nt
Organism: Prunus armeniaca (apricot)
Lineage: Eukaryota; Viridiplantae; Streptophyta; Magnoliopsida; Rosales; Rosaceae
Source: the annotation of a GenBank genome assembly